Messenger RNA from Dentiscutata erythropus, 1620 nucleotides. Lineage: Eukaryota; Fungi; Glomeromycota; Glomeromycetes; Diversisporales; Gigasporaceae. The record is from the annotation of a GenBank genome assembly.
AUGCUUGAAAACGAAAAUGCACAAAAUAUACGUUAUGACUUUGAUUGUGUAUACUUAAUAAAAUCCCUGAACCAGAAACACCAAGAUUACUGCUAUAUUGGUACAACCCCGGAUCCUCAAAAGCGUCUAAGACAACAUAAUGGUGAAAUUGCCGCUGGCGCCGAGAGGACCAAAGGAAAACGGCCUUGGAAAUUUGUUUUGAUCGUUUAUGGAUUUCCUAAUAAAAAGGCUGCAUUGCAGUUUGAGUGGGCGUGGCAACAUCCCUAUCUCAGUAGACAUUUAAAAAAUUCUAAUUAUCGGAAAAAUGACAACACAAUAAAGACAAAACUUAGCGUGCUUCAGGAAAUGCUAAGCGUUAACGCUUUUAGCCGGUGGUCGCUACAUUUGCACACUGUGAUACCUAUUAAAGAUUUGGCUGAUAUUGUAAGCCCAGUAUUUGACAUAGGGCAAUUGCCAAAGCACAUGAAAGUUACACAAGGUUCAUUUGAAGACUAUCAAAAAAAUUAUGGCGACAAAUACGCUUUCUCUUACGUUAAUGGUAUUCCACGAGAACAACGUCUUGCCCAUCAACUUAAAAAACAUGAUGAGAAUAUGAAAAACAAAUCGGGUUGUUACGUUUGUCAUGAAAGCUUCGCGUUACUGAAAGAUAAGGUUUUUUAUUCGCUAUGUUCUGGAUUAGUUGCCGGCGGUGUCGAAGCAACCAUUACAGUGGGUAUUUCGUCCUUUAAAUGCUAUCACGACGUGCUUCGUGUAAUAUGUUUUAACUUGAACGACUUACGCUCUCUUGUGCAGUAUCCAACUGAAUAUGUAAAGACGCAAUUACAACUACAGGAUGGUUCCCCCACUGGAAAAAAAUUUAAAGGCCCGAUUGACUGUGUAGUAAAAACAGUCCGAACACAAGGAGUGUUUGCACUCUAUCGUGGAUUAUCGGCCUUAGUAAUAGGCACUGCAGCAAAAGCUGGUGUUCGGUUUUUUACUUAUGACCAGAUUAAAACUCUACUAGCAGAUCAGAAUGGACAUGUUUCAGGGCCUAGAUCUAUGCUUGCCGGAUUGGGCGCGGGAAUGGUGGAAGCCAUCACUGUGGUGACUCCAACAGAGACUAUAAAAACUAAGCUGAUUCACGAUGCAAAUCGACCUGAGCCACGAUAUAAAGGGCUAUCACAUGGUAUUCGUAGAAUCGUAGCGGAAGAAGGACUUGGCGGAAUAUAUCGCGGUCUAUUUCCAGUAAUGAUGCGUCAAGGGGCAAAUCAGGCAGUACGUUUUUCUACAUAUUCUACUUUGAAACAAGAAUUCCAAAAAUAUUCAUCACCAGGACAACCGCUUCCAUGGGCAGUAACGUUUGGAAUAGGAGCGAUCGCUGGCAUAGUGACGGUGUACACAACUAUGCCUCUCGAUGUUGUAAAGACAAAAAUGCAAGGCCUAAAAGCGAAAGAGUUGUAUAAAAACAGUUUUCAUUGUGGAUGGAAGGUUCUAACUGAAGAAGGUGUUAUGGCAUUUUGGAAAGGGGCAACUCCAAGAUUGGGAAGAUUACUGCUUUCCGGAGGUAUUAUCUUUACAGUUUAUGAGCAAGUAAUGGAAUUGUUUCGAAAACUGGAAAGGGUUCAGAUGAUAUCCAAAUAA